UGGCUGGUCAUCCUUGGGAACUGAGGCAACUUCCUGGUAUGGCAGAUGCAAGCUGGGUCCCAGUGCCAGGCAGAGGUUGCUCGGUCAGUUUGGUUUUUGGUCAGUUCAGUCUUUGCCCAUGGUGUUCCCAUCUAUCUCAAGAUAUUUCUUGGGUGCCUUCUUGUACGCACAGCCUUGUGUCAUGUACCUUGUUCUGAACAACUAGAGGGAUCAGUCCUUUGAAGUACAGUACAUGGAACUAUAAAACCAGUCACCAGGGAACCUGACUUGAUUGGGAGGGGCAGGGCAAGCUGUCCUGAGGAAGUUGCUGGACAUGUAUUCCUCUGAGAAACACUGGACAGCAGAUUUGGGUGUAGCGCCGGAUCGGGACCACAUACAGAGACAUCUCCAGUCAUGGAUUCAAACCAGGAUGUAGCACUUAAACUUGCCCAGGAGCGAGCCGAAAUAGUUGCUAAAUAUGACAGAGGACGAGAAGGUGCAGAGAUUGAACCUUGGGAAGAUGCUGAUUACCUUGUUUACAAAGUCACGGAUAGAUUUGGCUUCUUACAUGAGGAGGAGCUCCCAUAUCACAAUGCAGCUAUGGAACGGCAAAAGCACCUGGAAAUUGAAAGAACUACUAAAUGGUUGAAAAUGCUAAAAGGAUGGGAAAAAUACAAGAACACUGAAAAGUUUCAUAGGAGAAUUUACAAAGGAAUUCCACUCCAGCUCAGAGGUGAAGUCUGGGCACUGCUCCUGGAGAUCCCCAAAAUGAAGGAAGAGACCAGAGACCUGUACAGUAAAUUAAAACACAGAGCACGGGGUUGUUCUCCUGAUAUCAGACAGAUAGACCUUGAUGUCAACCGCACGUUUAGGGACCAUAUCAUGUUUAGAGACAGAUACGGUGUGAAGCAACAAUCCCUGUUCCACGUUCUUGCUGCAUAUUCUAUUUAUAAUACGGAGGUUGGAUACUGUCAGGGGAUGAGCCAGAUCACAGCCUUGCUCCUCAUGUAUAUGAACGAGGAAGAUGCCUUCUGGGCCCUGGUCAAGCUGUUCUCAGGUCCCAAACACGCCAUGCACGGAUUUUUUGUCCAUGGUUUUCCCAAACUCUUGAGGUUUCAAGAACAUCAUGAAAAAAUACUGAAUAAAUUUUUGUCCAAGCUUAAGCAGCACUUGGAUUCUCAAGAAGUCUACACAAGUUUUUACACAAUGAAAUGGUUUUUUCAAUGUUUCCUUGAUCGGACGCCCUUUACACUAAACCUCAGAAUAUGGGACAUCUAUAUCUUCGAAGGAGAGCGACUUCUUACUGCUAUGUCUUACACAAUCUUAAAAUUACACAGAAAACAUCUUAUGAGAUUGUCCAUGGAAGAACUUGUAGAAUUUCUCCAGGAGACCUUGGCAAAGGAUUUUUUCUUCGAAGAUGACUUUGUAAUAGAGCAGCUCCAGAUUUCUAUGGCAGAACUGAAGCGGGCAAAGCUCGACCUUCCAGAGCCUGGCAAAGAGGAUGAAUUUCCAAAGAAACCUUUGGGGCAGCUUCCCCCUGAAGGUCAGUCAGCUGGUGUUACUCACCUGAGCAACGGACAGAGGAGCGUGGGCAGGUCGAGUCCCCACCCUGGCGGUCGGAGAGGCAGCAGCUCGCCCCACAAGACCCACGAGCCCUCCCCACCUCACCCACGCCGGACCGGCACCCCCGAGAGGGCGAGGCAGCAGCGGCGGAAAUCGUCGGACGAGGAGGGUAAACGGCUUCGCGAUGAGGCGGAGGCGCAGGCGCAGAGGAGACUCCCGCCGGGCGCCCAGGACGGCUCCGGGCAGUACAACCACGCGGCGGCCAAUCAGAACAGCAAUGCCACCUCGCGUGCCCGGAAGGAGUUCGCGCCCCGAUGGCACAAGCCUUCCGAGGCUGCGGUUCUGGAGAAGACCGCCAAGUCUGCUGUGGAAGGUCGGAGCCGGGCCGCACCCCCCACGCUCGCCGACCCCCGGGCUCCCCACGUGAGGCAGAAGACGAAGGUGCUGGACGCAGAUGAGGGCAAGCGCGGCUCCACAGCCUCUCAGUACGACAACGUGCCCGAGGAUGGUCCGGGAGGCGCCGUGGAGGAGGCGCUGGAGCGUGCGCGGGCGCAGAGCCCCCGCAGGCCUGCCGAGCCCGGCGCCAGCCCGUCCAGAGCCCCGCCCAAGUUCGCCUUCAAAGUCCUGCCUUCGAGUUACGCCCAGCACCCGUUCCUGCCAGACGGGGAAGAUCGUGGGCCCGCGCACCCCCCUUUGUACAGUAACCCCCCCACCUACCAGGGCAGCUCUCCAAAACGGGUCCCCGCCGCCAACAGCAGCUUCCCGUUUCCCCCCGGGGCACACACAAAUCCUUCCCGGAGACCUUACGGCUCCACGCUUUCAAUCAGUGCUUCUCCAGAGAAAUCUUACAGCCGCCCGACCCCUCUGGUCCAGCCGUCGAGUCGAAUAGAAGUUCUCCCUGUUGAUCUUGGUGCCGGCGGAUAUUUGGGCAAUUCAGGGUCCCCAAAGAAUGGGAGAUUCAUCCUUCCUCCAGGGGAUUGUUUGUCAGAUAACAGAAAAUGGUCAGAAGUUGGUUACACGUGGAGACCAGAGAUGCACGGACAGCCGUGGACAAGAGAUGUCAACCGUGGCCACUUGAGCAGUUUCCCAAGACACCCCACGUUUCACCACGCCCCCUAUCAGGACCACUCCCUCCCCUCAGUCUCCGUAGAUGGUCCAGUGCGGUAUAGAACUUCCCCAGCUCUGGAAGACGCCACUUCACCCGGGUUUCAGUAUUCAGGGCCCUCGCCUCCAGCGUAUCACUACAGAAAUCGGGAUGGACUCUCUAUGCAGGAGUCAGUAUUGCUGUAAGAACUCAUUUGUACUUGCUGCAGACAAGAGAAUAGAAACCGUAUGAGACCUGAAUUGCUAUGUUUAUAAUUGCCAAAGCAGUAUUUUAUAUGAUUGUAAAGAACUCGCACAGUUCUCAUGUAUGUCAGUAAUAAGAAUAUAUGGAAGUGAUUUCAUCCCCACCUAGAUGCUGCUUAAAGAUGAGCUUUUAACGUGCAUCAUCACCGAACCCAUUAAAAGGAAUUUAACCUGGAAACAUAGCAAUAGCAUUUAGGGAUGCACGCACAGUUUCAUUAAUAUCUUUCUCCAAAAUCUGAAUAUUUGUACUCUCUUAGCCCAUUCUAUUUUGAGUAAUGUUACAAAGCACUGAAAAGCAGUAGAAUAGAUAUUUUUAAGGCUCUACCUAGUGUAUGUGUUUUUUAAUAGCUACUAUAUAGGCAUCUACCCAUAUACAGUCAAACACAGAACUAAAAAAAUGUUAAAAGAACUUUUAGUCUAGAUCCAUGGAAUAAUUUAUUCUUCUUUUCCCUAACUUAUCUUUUAGUCAGGUUUUGUCCGUCCACCUCCACGUCCCCUCGUUUUAUUUUUAACCCAGGUUCUAAACUGACUUGAGGGUUUGCCCUGACUUGAUUCAGCAUCUCAUGGAAUGCUCAGCUUUCUCAUUCAGCUUUCAGUCUGAAAAUUAAAGACAUUGGAGAGAAAGGCUAACCAACUUAAUGGUGCUUAAAAAAAUCAGUGCAGUUUAAGUUUUGUUUUCAGAAGUGCGGCACGCAGUGUGUCCGUGUUCACAGAGAAGUCAGCUUUUGUGUGUCUGUGCCCUUUUUUCUGGUCUGACUCCUACAAAGCUCAGAGCAGAGUAUGCUUGCCAGACGCCCAGGAAGUGCAUGCAUAACUCUCCAGUGGAUGCCAGCUGAAGUUGCAAGUUACCGAUCAUCAGUCACUCAUAGCAGAACCAACUGCUUUGAAAUUCAUUUGAAAGCAGGAUUAAUAAUAGGGUCCUUUCUUACUUCUGUCCCUUAAAUUCCUGUGAAACCUCCCUACAAAGGGCAGGGAGAUACUUACAUGGUCUUUUCCUGGCCCUCUUCCUUUAAAGAAUGUAGUCAGUGGAUAUUGCUGCUCUUAGGCCAUUAAAUUAUUGCUUUGUAAAAUUGUAAAAAAAUGAUCCUAAUUAUUACUAGGAAUCUCAGAUUUUGGUCCUUUUUUUUUUUUUAAAUAGCGUGGCUAUCAUAUUUUCAGAAAUCUUUUUUUUUUGGUUGGUUGGUUCAGUGAAAAAAGUUCAGUUUCAUGGUAACAAAUCAGCAAUGUAUUUCAGAAUAUUCAUUUACACUACAGUGACCAAAACAGCGACCAAGUUUUGGGCACUCCAAGAAAGUACGUCUUUGGGUUUCACUGGAGAGCUUGUUUUCACCCUCACUUGCUCUUGUUCGAACAGUAGAGACUAGAAACCCUAACACUGAUGGUUCUUCUUGUAAGCUGGGGCUUUUAAGCUUUCAAGGUGCAGAAGUAUAUGUUAUAAAAUGAGAGGAACAUUUGUUUAGCUAGUGAAUGUGACAAUAUUUUUUAUGUAUAUAAUGAGUCUAAUGUAAUUUUAAUCAACUUGGUAAUGAUGUUAUUAAAGGGCAAAACAAAUGCAGUGUAUUAGCAGCUGAGCACUGCACAGAAACUCCGACAAAAUCCAAACACCACAAGACUCCCGACCCAGAUCAUGUGGAAGCUGAGAAAUAAAUGUAUAUAAAAAUGUAGCUGGGGAUGUGAACUCCAGUUUUAAACCAUGAUUCUGUGACUUGUAAUAAUCCAAGCUGUACAAUUUAGUUUAUGAUAGCAGCAUCAGAGCUGCUUCAAAAUAUAUAUAUAUCAACAGUGGUAAAUACUGUAGAUUUAUAUAUAUAUAUAUGCAAAAAAUAUAUACACACACUAUUUUCUUAUGUCAUCUAUGACAUUUUUUAUCUGUAUACUUUUUUUGAUGUGAUUGUUUUUAACAUGCUGAAGAAGUAUA
This is a messenger RNA of Bubalus bubalis (water buffalo), 4807 nucleotides long. It is a transcript of the gene USP6NL, whose product is annotated as USP6 N-terminal like. Bases 394 to 2832 code for a protein of 812 amino acids. NCBI's taxonomy places the organism in Eukaryota, Metazoa, Chordata, Mammalia, Artiodactyla, Bovidae. The transcript is spliced from 16 exons. The record is from RefSeq and is a predicted model, not a curated record.